AUGGCCCCCACAAUCCUCGUCGUCGGCGCAACUGGCAACACAGGCAGAAAAGUUGUAGAGACACUGCCCCAGCUUAUCAAGCAAUCAUCCUCUCUAUCCAACCAUCGCAUCCUCUGCCUCACCCGUUCAGCAUCCAGUGAUGCGGCCAAGAAGCUCGCUCAAAUCCCUGCUGUCGAAAUCGUCGAGCAGAACUGGGUUGAAAUCGACGAUGCCUGGCUGAAGGAGCACAACGUCGAACGUGUUUUUGUCGCCUCCCACAAUGAACCACAACAAUUCGCCGAGGAAGGGCAGUUCUACGUCAAUUGCUUGCAUGCUGGUGUCAAGUACGCCGUUCGCAUCUCGACCACACACCCCAACGUCAGACCUGACUUCAAGGCCUACUACCCUCGCACUCACUGGGCCAUUGAGCAGAUGCUCAGCCAGCCCGAAUUCAAGGACCUGGCUUGGACAUCCCUUCAUCCUCAAGGCUUCAUCCCCAUGUUCCUGGGUUCUACUGUCGAGUUUAUCAAGAACUUCCGCAAGACUGGUAAACAAGGCACCUUGUCGACAAUGAUCGACGCAGAUGUUCCUUAUGCUCUGGUUGACUCUGGCGAGGUCGGCAUUGUUGCCGGUCACCUCCUUGCUCAGGAAGACGUCGCAUCCCACAACAAUAAGAAAUAUAUCGUGAAUGGCCCUGAAGACUUCUCUGGGAAUAAGCUUGUUAAGCUGGUCGAAGAACAUAUUGGAACCAAGGUGGAAGAGGACAAGGUUGUUUUCAAAGACAUGUCCUUCAUCGAAGAAAUGGCCAAAGGGCCGCAUUCGAAAAAUGUCAUCUUGUCGAUCAAACACGCUGGAGAUGCCCGCGAGGAUGUGACCUGUAGGGCUGCAGCCACGAGCAAGGAGAUUCUCGAGUUGUACGCUCCCAGACGCACGACUGCCGAAGUUUUGGAGGAGUUGCUGUCAGAGUAG
Messenger RNA from Aureobasidium namibiae CBS 147.97, 948 nucleotides. RefSeq names its product NAD(P)-binding protein. The transcript has a single exon. The coding region runs from base 1 to 948 and encodes 315 amino acids. The record is from RefSeq and is a predicted model, not a curated record. Lineage: Eukaryota; Fungi; Ascomycota; Dothideomycetes; Dothideales; Saccotheciaceae.